UUGGUCAUUAAGAAUAAUCGAAUUUGCGCUUCGGUCAUCUUAUCUCGAGCCCCCCAGAUCACACGCGAUUCCACCCCUUUUGAAAAAGCUUAUUUCGAUUACAAGGAAAAACUGGAACGUCAAAAUGCACCACAAUUUCCUACCGAAUUCUACUUCAAGAAGGGAUCCGUAGCUGAACGUCGUUGGAAGGAGGAAGUGGCAGCUCGUGAGGCCGCCAUGGCCGAUCUUUCGCUGUCCAUGACCGAAGCCGUACAAGAAACACAACAAAGACUGGAAAAGGAAGACACAACCGCAGCAAGCAACAAAGUCGAAAAAGCGAGCCGUGAAACCGAAGCCGAUCGAAAAAACGAUUUGAAAAGUCUGGAUCGUGUUUUGCAGCGAACGCUGUAUUUGGUGGUGAAAAAUCCAAAGGAAUCACAGCAUCCUUGGCAGUUUCCUCAAGGGGAUUUGGAAACAAAUGAAUAUCUCCACGAGGCUGCGGAACGUCGAUUGAAGGAACAAUGUGGAGCGGACAUGGAUGUGUGGUUUGUUGGACGACAACCUAUUGCUCAUUACAAAAAGGCCGGUCCCAAAUCA
Radiomyces spectabilis is the source of this 576-nucleotide messenger RNA. Its product is annotated as 39S mitochondrial ribosomal protein L46-domain-containing protein. NCBI's taxonomy places the organism in Eukaryota, Fungi, Mucoromycota, Mucoromycetes, Mucorales, Radiomycetaceae. The annotation marks the transcript as partial. The transcript has 2 exons. The record is from RefSeq and is a predicted model, not a curated record. Gene Ontology annotation, cellular component: mitochondrial large ribosomal subunit. Gene Ontology annotation, molecular function: structural constituent of ribosome.